Messenger RNA from Rosa chinensis, 459 nucleotides. RefSeq lists its product as uncharacterized. The transcript has a single exon. Lineage: Eukaryota; Viridiplantae; Streptophyta; Magnoliopsida; Rosales; Rosaceae. The record is from RefSeq and is a predicted model, not a curated record. Bases 1 to 459 code for a protein of 152 amino acids.
AUGAUUGACUGUGGCUUCAUCGACAUGGGUUUCUUGGGUAGUAGGUAUACUUGGUCCAACAAGUUUACCAAGGAAAGGCUGGAUAGAAGCUUUCAGUCAGUUUCCUUUCGAACCAUGUUUCCUAAUAGCAAAACGGUGGUGUUGCCACCCAAUGAAUCAAACCAUUGUCCCAUUGUAGUGGAACUGAGAACUGAUAGAAAUAGGUUUAAAACACCUUGGCGCAGAUUCAGAUUUGAGGAGAUAUGGCACGAAAAUGAACAAUGUUCUGACAUUAUUCUAAAGAAUUGGGCAAUCCCUAUGGUAGGCAACAUGCUACAGCAGGUUGGUCGAAAGAUUUUGACCACUGGAAAACAACUUAUGAAGUGGCACACCACUGAGUUUGAGAGGCAGAAAGUGGAAUUGAGGGAGAUUCAGGAGAAAUUGGCGGAUAUAAUGCGGCAACCUUUUGCUCCAGAAUAG